Molecule: messenger RNA, 800 nt
Organism: Dothidotthia symphoricarpi CBS 119687
Lineage: Eukaryota; Fungi; Ascomycota; Dothideomycetes; Pleosporales; Dothidotthiaceae
Exons: 2
Coding region: 250-774 (174 amino acids)
Source: RefSeq, a predicted model, not a curated record
UUGGGCUUUGAAUAUUAGAUUUUUCGCUUACAAUCAAUUUACUGCAGCUACUUAGUUACGUGAGUGACGUGCGCGUUGCGGUGUCAUUGCGCUUUCCCCGAUGUUGCCAUGAUGAUGUCACGCCCUAGAUGGAGCUUGGGCAUAGCUCAUACAAUUUACCUACGACAUCGAACAGCAGUUCAGCACCUGCGUCUUCCCAAUCUAGAACUACAACCUCAACUCAAUCAAUCGAUCAAUCAACAAACAAAAAUGACUUUUCUCCGCCCCAUCUCAAUGCUGCGCUCAGCUGCCCUCCGCCCAGCUCUCGCCGCGGCGCCCCGUGCUCGCGUUCAGGUCCGCUUCGCAACGCAGGACUACGGCUCUGGUGACGGCAACCCAGCAGGCGAGAACCCGCUACAGCAAGGUCAGAACCCCAGCGAGUCUCUCGAGCAUCCAGGUCCUCCGCCACCAAAAGUUGCAGAGGGAAAGUCGUCGUCGUCGCCCAACGAGGAUUCGUCUUCGUCUUCGGCCAGCAAGUCCUCAUCCUCGUCAUCUUCUGCAAGCUCCUCGGACAAGUCGUCGAAGGGCAGCAGCAACAAAGGUGCGCCAAAACCCAAGAUCCUAGACGAGAAGGCCCCGGCCAAGGACAGCAACCCCGAUGUGAAGCAGCAUAAUGAAGAGAUGGACCAGAGGACUGAGAAGCAAUAUGAGCAGGUCAGUGAUAAACAACACAACAAGGACAAGGUUGGGAAGGACUUUUGGGCUGGCCAGGGCGGACGGGAUAGGGAUCCGUGAGGAACGAAGAUUGUUGGGAGCAAGCA